CCAAAAUCGCUAAGAGCUUAUGUAAUUAAACAGAACCACAACACUGAGCGUUUCCAAAACAUGACAUGUCAAGUCCAAUCAAUUUAGAAUAAAUAUAUUGCGCAAAUCAGUUUUCUGCAGUGAGUUGGAUUAUACGAUACAGUCAUGGCAAGUAAUGAAGUACCAAUUCAAGAGGAAGUGAAAGUGUCUGAAGAGAAAUCAAACUCAUCUGUGAAGGAUAAGCAGGAAGAAAUUUCAGUUGUACCCUCACAAACACCUGCAGAGAUUCCAAUGCAAGACAUGAAGAGUUCAGAAAACGGAGCCUUUUCCAUGGAUGAAGGACACCAGGAUGAAUGUAUUCCAGCAAUAUCAUACCAUGAUAUUCUUCCUGAGCUUCUGUUAAGAGCAGAAUCCAAAGAAACUGCACCACAGUACUCAAGAUUUGGGACCCUGAUAGAAAAAGCAAACCAAUGGUUGAAAGAAAACCCAGAAAGAAUGUUGUGGAAAUGUGAGACAGUUAUAAUGAAGCUGAAAUCAGAGGACGAAGUUGAUACAGAAAGUGUGUACUAUAUGGAAUCUGCCUAUGGCACCAAUGUUUUCCUAAUGGUACUUCGGUUAUGGCUUGUACCAAGGCCUUCCCCAGACAUUCCUGUAGGAGAGAUCGGUUACACAUCAGCUUUACCAGGUCGACAGACUUCCAUAAUGCAGGGUCAAUACGAGUCAAAUAUUCAAGUAUCUGAAGGAGUCAGGUUGCCAGAAAUGAUCACAAAUCUAAACAAACAAAUAAUGAAAAGUCCCUUACCAGGUAGUAUUUUGAAUAUGGAGACGGUGAUUUAUAGGGUUUCUACAAACUUUGGUGAGAUACUGUCAGUGGAUCCAGAUGAAACAUGCUGGGCUGAAAAUGGGUCCAAGGCAAGGGCUUUUGUUCAUGGCUUGAGAAUCUUCUACAUUGUUGGAAAACCUCAAUAUUGUACUAUUGGUUUCCAUGACGAGCAACCUGAUAUUGCUGAUAACUCCUUUGGAACAUCAUUCAAGUUUCUGCCCUUCAGGAGAGCUGUAGCCAAAAUGGGAAUAUGGCUAAGAAAGCAGCGGAACAUCAGAAUGCUGAACUUGCAGACAGUCAAUGUGAGAUGUGGACUCGACUCAAAAGGAUUUAUCAAAAUUGAACAUGAAGAGUGUAGUUCCUCAGAGCCAGCACAUGUAGAAACAAGGUACUGCAAAAUCCUGCGCACAUUUUACCAGGUCAACUCCUCCAAAUCUGACGAAAGUCCUUACCAGUCCCUCAAAAUCUCCACCAGACUUUUUGUACCUGUCAGAGUGUAUAGUCGUGACUUCGAAUCCUGGUCAAAGACAGUGAUGAGAUUAAAUAAAUGGAUGAAUUACACAAAGGUUCCCCCAUUUGGUGUAGAGACUGUGCAGUACCAGUUUUAUAUUGACGGCGACAGUACCCCCACCCUGGAGGACAAGGUGGAGAACUCAGUCAGGCGUAACCUGGGCCGCUACCACCUGUCUACAGUCAGGAUGUAUUUCCCAUCCGAGUUUGAGGAACCACCAGUGGAGGUUUCCCCAGAAGUGGACGCAGGUUAUUAUUCAUCCUGGGGAUGCUCCAUCUCAUAAACCAGACUGACCACAGUGACCAAACAAAAAGCCAAAUGAUUUCAAUUAUUGAAUCAAUAGAUUGUGGCGUACAGACUGCUAUUGUAAUUUCUUUUGUAUAUUUUCUCCAGUUUUUGACAUUAUGCAAAGAUUUAUUGAAUUAAGGUAUCAAUAUUAUUAAUAACAAUAAGAUACCUGGCCCUUUAUAAUAUUGUUUACCUCACUUGACAAACGGAGGAUUUACUGUCACAGGUUGUAACUCACUUAUUUUUCGAUAUUUUAUUUGUUAUCUCUGAGAGAUGUGUGAACAUAUGUGACUAAAUAUGGCUAUUACUUGUCCAUUUUGAGGCUGGAGUUGCCUGUAUUUAGCACUCUUUAAGGUUUCUUAGGAUAAAAUUGUUUUCAGACUGUGAGCGUGUGUGUUUUUUGAAGUGAAAGACUGAUGUUUGCAUGAUGACAGAUACUAUUGUCUUGACAGAAAGAAAGGCUUACCCAGGGGAGAAGGGGAGGGUAUUUAAUUUGUUGUGCAAUGACAGAAGUGUUCAGCAUCAAGUACUAUUAAAAAGAUAUUGCUCAUGGUUUGAUAUUUACAGAAGCAUUUUAUUUGUACAUUGUAUUCAUUGCUACUUUUUUACUGUUACAGUUUAGCCUUUAUUCUAUAGUGAUGAUGAUUUACUAAAUUGCCCUUUUUUAACUUCAGAUUAUUAAGAAGAAAUCAAAUUCCUGCUUUAUUGAUUAUUAUUGUGAAUUUUACAUUUACACUGUAGAAUGAUCUUUUCUAUAUGUAGUAGUGUAGCCUCUCAUUGGUUUUGUUAAAUGUUGAUAUACAAAGAUUUAUUUAUUUUUUGUAACUAAUAAAAUUAUAUAUACAUUGUACAUCAUUUUAUAUAGAAUAGAUCAUUUUGUAUUUUUUGAUAGGCAUAAAACACUAAGUCUUGUACAUUUUGAUUUUUUCCUGAUAUAUUUGCUUACCGGUAUUUCUUUUUGUAUUCAUCUGUGUUUUGUUACAUACAUAUCAUUUAUAUGUUUGUCUAUAUAGUGAUUUUCUUCUUAUUUUAUACAUGCAUUACUGCUAAGAAAGUAGAGACAAUUCCUGUUGAAAUUUGACAUUUUGUCAGUAGAUCCAAACAAUUUUGUCCAUUUCUGUCAAUCCGCCCAAUUUUUAUGUGAUAAUGAGAAUUAUACAUACCCGGGUAUGUAUUGUAUUUAUUAACCUUUUUGAGUUUGUACUUUUUUUCUAUCUUUAAAUAAACACAUUCCUUCCUA
Messenger RNA from Magallana angulata, 2841 nucleotides. RefSeq lists its product as uncharacterized. Lineage: Eukaryota; Metazoa; Mollusca; Bivalvia; Ostreida; Ostreidae. Bases 145 to 1596 code for a protein of 483 amino acids. The transcript has 10 exons. The record is from RefSeq and is a predicted model, not a curated record.